GUAAAGUCUCUGACCUGCUGAUCUUCUCUCCAUCUCUGCCUGUUAAUAAUCCGUUGUUAAAUCCAACGAUUUUCAGGGAGUCACACAAAAAGUGCACCAAUUGCAGAAUGCCUCAUUCGAAUGCAGCAGACUCGCUGUCGACAGCCCAUGCAGUCGCAGACCCGCUAGUUACAACCGCAUUGUCGGCAAACCUCAACGCCGUUUAGAAGAUAUGUGCAAGUUAUACAUGGCCAAUCCGUGCAAGGCUAUCGAAGAGACUCGUGCCAUCGAUGCCCCCUUUGAACUUUUAGCGUGCAAGCUCACAAGACAUUUCGCAAAGCUCCAACUGAUAAGUGCGCUGGUGGAUGAUGUGAUCGAAGAAAUUGAAGUUGACCCCACAGAUCGACUGUCGAUCCCCCCUCUGGCAGAAGUCGCAAGAAUUGUCAAGUCCACUCGGUAUCAUCUAAUCACAGAAAAAGAAGAAGAUUGCAACAUAAUGAACCAACUCUUUAAACUUGGUAAUAAUUAUAUGCUGCUGCGUCAUAAUUCGCACCUUCCGUGUUAA
Messenger RNA from Soboliphyme baturini, 544 nucleotides. NCBI's taxonomy places the organism in Eukaryota, Metazoa, Nematoda, Enoplea, Dioctophymatida, Soboliphymatidae. The record is from the annotation of a GenBank genome assembly.